CGAUACGCCGACAAAGAGAAGUGGCCUGUUGUGGAACGCCACGCCCAAGAACAAAGCCAUCAAGAAAGAAGACACUGAUGAGGAUUCUGCUCCCAAAACGCCGUCAGCCAGCGCUGGAGGACGCAAGAAGUCCAAGAACAACGUCCGCGAAAGCACUGUCGACGACUCCAUCGAAACCAAAUCCACCGGGAAGCGCGCGCGCAAGCCGAAGAAGAGUGUGAGCGUUGUGGACGACGAGGACGAUGAAGCCAGCUUCGGCUCGCCAGCAAAGAAGCAGAAGGUCGGCGUCCGUCGCUCCGUCAAGAAGAUCAACUACAAUGAGCACCUCUCAGACGACGACGUCUUCGGCGAUGCGAAGCAGGAAGAGCACAAUGAUGACAUCUACGAACAACCAGAGUCUGAGUUCGCCGCUCCAGCGCAGGUGGACUGGGCAGCAAUUCCACUCGCGCCUGUGGGCUCCAAAGGACUUAUGCGUGCAGAGUGGGCGCACAAGGGGAACGGAUCUUCGAAGCAGACUCAAGGCAAGGCCAGGGCCAACGCUGGUUUCGCUCACCGGGCUCAUCGUCAUGCUCAUGCGAACAUCGCUGUGACAGGACAAUCGGCAGACAUCUCCAGUCCGAUUCCCAACACUCCGGGCAAACCGAAGAAAACAUCUUCGCACACGACUGGAAGAUCCAUCACGUCAGGCGUCACCCUCUCUCCGGAGGAGACUCCGAAGAAGCACCGUGCGCACACCAACGUGCCAGCAGCCAUGAAUGAGGAGGAAGAAGUGGAAUUUUCGGCUUACGACGACCAUGGCCACGGCGUUCUGCUUCCCGAGGCGAACAUGAUGGGGGAUUUCAGCUACAAUGCCCACAACCCAGGCUUCUUCAACGUACCCGGCACCUACGGAGGUCUCCGUUUCCAGAACGGGUUGACGGCAAACGGCAAUCACUUCCCACCCACUUACAACACACAACCGAUGAUGGGUGCGCACAUGUCCACGACGGACUACAGCAGCAGCAACAGCAGCACGCUGCCUGACUUUACUGCGCACACCGCGACCAACAUCGGCAUGACUGCGGCAAACAUGAUCGCCCCGACUUCCCCGGCCAUGCAGAUGAUCCCCGCACACGUCCAAUUUGCCGCGAACCAGUUCAACUCUCAUAACAAUCACCACAACGGCAUGGACAACUUCCAUGACGGCAGCGCGUCCGACAGCUACAAUUACACUGACACCGCCGGCGUAACGCCGUCCAUGAAUGACGCCAACUUCGAUUCUUUCGACUCGCAGCCCGCUUUGCACGCCACUCAAUCAAGCAGCAUGUCCUCCGCCUCUGGCUCUCCAACCGCCGAGGCCAGCGACGCAUUCGCGCAAAGCAUGAGCGACAGCUUCGAUUCCUCAAGCGAUGGGCUUGUUAAGCAGUCGGAGGGGAUGAAGAUCCAUGACCACGAGAAACCUUUCGAUCCGAUGCUGUAUCAGCAGGAGGAGCCUGAUGAUGUUUUUGCGGAUUUGGGGGAGUAUGAGCAUGACGAAGAAUUGGCGAAGGAGCUUGGGUUGAUACUUGGCUCGUAGAGAUGGUGCUCUGUUGGAGAGCUGAGUCUGGGCUUGGGACAACGGGCAUGCGGCCCCGCUAUCACUGGAACGCGGCGGGUGGUCUUGAGGGAAAGGGAUGGAUGUGACACUUGGGAUUUGAGCGAUGUGAUGUGACAAACGAGAUCAAUGAGGCAUAUGGACUAGACGGAGGCAUCGGUCUCUGCAAGUCCUCGAGUAUAUAGUCUCCCAAAGCCACAAUGAUAACUG
Neohortaea acidophila is the source of this 1783-nucleotide messenger RNA. RefSeq lists its product as uncharacterized. The record is from RefSeq and is a predicted model, not a curated record. Lineage: Eukaryota; Fungi; Ascomycota; Dothideomycetes; Mycosphaerellales; Teratosphaeriaceae. The coding region runs from base 470 to 1555 and encodes 361 amino acids. The transcript has a single exon.